This is a messenger RNA of Porites evermanni, 1654 nucleotides long. NCBI's taxonomy places the organism in Eukaryota, Metazoa, Cnidaria, Anthozoa, Scleractinia, Poritidae. The record is from the annotation of a GenBank genome assembly.
AUGGACACAUUGAAAGAGCAAGCUAUGAUAAAUCAGUUUGUAAUGGCUGCUGGUUGUGCCAGAGACCAAGCAAAACAACUUUUGCAGGCGGCACAUUGGCAAUUUGAGGUAGUGUGCGGAUUGUUUUGAUUACGACUUGAGCGAUGCGGCUUGACUAAUUUUAAGAUCAUACCUCGCUUUAUUUCUUCAUCUAACUGAGCUAGCGAUGGUUAAGCUAAUUUUUUGCUUCUUUUCUGUGUUCUAGACCGCGUUGAGCUUGUUUUUUCAAGAAGCGGCGAUUCCUUCACAUUCACAACACAACGCGGUAAGUCGAACGGUUUAUAAACCUUUCCGUGCAAUAUCUUUCGUUUUGUCGUUGAUGUUUCGUUUUCUUCUCUUUCAGCUCGUAACCCCAGCGAAUACGCCAGCGACGCCACCAAACUUUCCCGACGCCAUGGCAGCAUUCUCAAAACUUCAGACUUCCGAUACUAGCCCUAAAACACAGACUUUAAACGUGAAUGUGAAUCAUCAAAGAGUGAGGUGAUGUUCUAACGCAAUGUUGUUGUCAUCUUGCACCGUUCAUUUGUGUUUGUAUAGUUCCGCCGUACCUUUCUUCAGCGCAGCAUUACUGGAACCUUUUUAUAAAAAUGUGUUAACAGAACAGAACAAAAUUUGAGGAUUUGCUGGGAACAGUAAGCUACGAAUCAAGAUAUGGAAAGGGCAGAAAUGUUUUGGAGUUCGUGGAUAGUGCCAGCCUGUGUCCGGCAUUACAAUUCAACAGAAUUCAACUGUUUAAAUGGGAGUAUUGAUGAUAAUGAGCGAAGUCGCUGAGACUUUGAAAAGACUGAGAAAAUCCACCUUAAGCAAAUAGAACAUUUUGUUUAAGCUUAUAAUUCCUGUGGAAUCCAACGUAAGCUUUGAAAUUUUUCGAGAACUUUGGCCGUUGUGAUGAGCAGAGUGAAACAUACAAGCUGAACGCCUUGUGAAACUGACCACGAGCAUUCCUUUGGCUUUAUGUAUAAUUUAUGAGGAGUUGAAAUCGAAAAAAACCCAGUCAGUCCUGCUAACGGUUUUGAAAUUUUGUUUUGCAAAACUGUUGAGAUAACAAUCUAAUUUAAACGAUUACAGUAAAAUUUAGAGAGCAGUGUCUGCGUAGAAUAUUGAUGUCUGCACGGUUUACUUCAUGAACACGAGCUUUAAAAUUUGUGUCGUAUCUGUAAACUCUUUCUUUGUUUCUCGCACUUCUCAGCAUUGUUUACUUCAAUCAUUUUUCAUUCGAUUUAAAUAAUUUGAUGGGGUUAAGUCUUAACGCCUAGACGCUAAUCUAACUGGUUCGAAUAUUGCAUAUGAGCUUAGCGGCAAUUAUUAAAUUUUUGUCGUUCUCCGGAUGAGACAAUCUCGAGGAUUUUGAUUUCCGGACUUUGGAAUGCGGUUGUUGUCAUAUGCAAAACCACAUGGGUCAUUUGAAAAACUAGAUGUUGUUGUUUGUUCCUGCCACUGAUAUCAUUAAAGCAAGAUUACCAGGACAAUUUGUUAGUUUUCAACGGGUAUAAAUAUCCAGCUGGGGCAUUUUUUAUAAUAUAUAUUUUCUACAAGUGAAAUACAAGAGGCCAAGGUCAGACUUUCUGUCGAGUAAUUAAUAACAUCAGAUCAAUAUCGCCAUUAUUUCUUCAAG